UUAGCGGUUUCUCCAAUUAUCUGACAACUUCCCUACUUAUAAAUCAAAUGAAUUGUCAUCUUAUUGCUUCUCACCAUCAACCAUUCUUUUUAUUUGCUCCCUCUCUGCUAAGUUGAUCAGGUGAUUAAUUUCUUCAUCCCUCUCAAAGUUUAAUUUUCAAAAAUAAAGUUCAGUUCUUUCUUAGAGAAGGAAGUAAUUAUGGGAGAGAUCGACACAAAAUCAAUUGAAUCAGUCCAAGCUGCGCUUUCUUUGUUUGGAGAGAAAUGCGACAAGAAGAAAUAUAGGUCCACUUCAUGUAUUAAUGAGAUGGAGAAAGAAAAAGAUAUAGGAAGUGUGUUAAAAGACUUGGCAAACCUGAAAAUUCAAGUUGAGGCGAAGGAUUCUGCACACAAGCAAGCACUUGUUAAGCUAGACCAUCACGAAAAUACAGCUGAUGAACUCCGUUCCCUGCUAAUGAGCUCUGAACUCGAGAAGGAGAUUUACAUGAUCGAAUGUAAAGGAUUGAAGAUUCAUGUAGUUGAGCUUGAGUCGCGGAUUCAGGAGAUGGCUGACCAAAUGUUGGAGUCUGUAAGGACGCGAGAUCAGCUAUUACACACCAUCGGUGAGUUGAAGGCAACACAAGGAGAACUACUUAUAGCAGAAAAAGAGUUAGUGGCAGCAAAAGAUGCUAAGCUUGAAGCCUUGACACAAGUAGAAGUGAUGGAGUCUGCUUUGAGCACCGAAAAGUUUAAGACUGAAGAGCUUUUGAGGAAUGUGUCAAAGCUCAAUGAGACUGUUUUGCAGGCAGAAGAAAACACUACACUUUUGUAUGAGAGAGAGGAAGAGUUGGAAUUGAAGGCUGCAAAUGCAAAAGAAGUAGAAUUUCCGAGAAAUCAAUUGGAAAUGAUGCAGGAUUUGGAGAAUGAGCUAUCGGAAAAGUCUGCACUUAUUGAUUCAUUGAGAAUAGAACUCCAACAAGUAAAUGAGCUUCGCGCUUCUUCUGAGAAAGCCACUUCUGAUGCUGUUAGUGAGGUGAAAAAAUUAAAAGACGAUAUGGAAUUACAAGAGAGAAAGAAUUGGGAUCAAUCUGGCUAUAUAAGUUUAUUAGAGUCAGAACUCAGGCAAUUAAAGGGAGAACUCAACAAAGCCAACCAAGAGGCUGCUCGCGCCAAUGCAGAUGUUGAAACGAUUAGCAUCGAGUUGGAGCAGUUUAAAAAGGAAAUGGUUGAGACAAGAGAAAAGGAAUCCAAAGCACAAGUUGAGAUAGCAUUUCUACAAUCUGAGCUUCAUAAAUGGAGGUCAAAGAUUGCAGCAGCAGAAGUUGCUGAUUCAGUAGCCAAGAGUGAGAAAUCAGCUUUACAUCUCGCACUUCAGCAGCUAGCCUUAGAAGCUGAAGAGGCCAAAAAAGAAAACAAGAGACUAAAAGAAGCUAGUAAAGAUUCUGAAAAAACACAAAAUGCAGAAUCAGAAGAGGGAAAAGGAGAGGCGAAGGCCUAUAUAACAAUACCAAGGGAGGAAUAUGAGCAGUUGCUCAAGAAGAAGGAGCCAGUUUAUGAAGAACCAAAAGAAAUUCAAGUACUAAAGAAAGAACUAAAAACAGCAACAGUGAAAAUUAGCGAGUUGAGAACGAGAGCUGAACAAGCGAUAAGCAGAGCUGAGGCAGCUGAAAAGGGUAAAGCUACACUUGAGGAUCAGAUAAAGAGGUGGAAAGAACACAAGGAAAGAAAAAAGGCUGCAUUGGCAGCACUUAGAGAGGAGUCAAUUUCCAGAGAAAUUACUGAAUACAAACCUGAUACUACUCCUAAAACAUUACAACCUCUUGGUAAGGUUCUCAAGAUGAAGUUCUAGAUACACCAACUGUAUUGCAAAACUUUUCCAUACCAAGGAAAGUUUUCUGUAAUAUAACUUUGUAAGUUUGAAAAGAUGAAGUUCUAGAUACACCAAAUCUAUUUCUGUGAUUUUAGUGAUCUUAU
Nicotiana attenuata is the source of this 1952-nucleotide messenger RNA. Its product is annotated as WEB family protein At1g12150-like. The coding region runs from base 199 to 1827 and encodes 542 amino acids. NCBI's taxonomy places the organism in Eukaryota, Viridiplantae, Streptophyta, Magnoliopsida, Solanales, Solanaceae. The record is from RefSeq and is a predicted model, not a curated record. The transcript has 2 exons.